AUGGCUGAAGUAUUUACAGCUUUUCCUACCGCUAUUUUUAAUGAGAAUGCUCGAAUUCAAAUGAUUUCUGGUGACAAUUAUACUGAAUGGAAGGAGAAAGUCCUUCUCACUUUAGGGUGCUUGGAUCUAGACAUGUCACUCCGUGUGGAUAAACCACCUAUUCCCACAGAAUCAAGUACUCCAACUGCUAAGGCUAACUAUGAGCGAUCACAUAAGCCAAGCAUUAGGGGUUCUAUCCCUAACAGCGAUAAGGUCAAAGCUUACAUGAAGGCAAUUGAUGAACAAUUUGUAAGCUCUGACAAGGCAUUGGCUAGCACCCUUAUGAAGAGGCUCUCAAGUAUGACUUUCGACAGAAGUCGUAUAGUGUGUGAGCACAUUAUGGAGAUGAGAGACAUUCCUGCUAAACUCAAGUCCCUUGAGGUGGAUAUGUCUGAACCAUUUCUUGUGCAUUUCAUUCUCAACUCCCUUCCUGCGGAAUAUGGUCCGUUCAAGAUUUCUUACAACACGCAUAAGGAUAAAUGGUAA
Messenger RNA from Nicotiana tabacum (common tobacco), 525 nucleotides. Lineage: Eukaryota; Viridiplantae; Streptophyta; Magnoliopsida; Solanales; Solanaceae. The record is from RefSeq and is a predicted model, not a curated record.